This is a messenger RNA of Drosophila grimshawi, 1009 nucleotides long. RefSeq names its product DNA-binding protein RFXANK. Gene Ontology annotation, cellular component: nucleus. The transcript has 2 exons. Gene Ontology annotation, molecular function: protein binding. Gene Ontology annotation, biological process: regulation of gene expression. The record is from RefSeq and is a predicted model, not a curated record. The coding region runs from base 171 to 920 and encodes 249 amino acids. Lineage: Eukaryota; Metazoa; Arthropoda; Insecta; Diptera; Drosophilidae.
CUGUUUACAACAACUUUUGCUUGACCCAAAAGAAACACUACGAAUUUACUAAUUUUAACAACUCAAUCAGCUGUGAAAUCAGCUGCUUAACGCAACUCAGCUGGAAAUUACUUCGGCAAGAAAGGUACAAACACUUUAAGCUCGACUUGAAAGAAGCAGACGGUAAACAGAUGGUUGCGCCCGUAAACAAAGUGCAGAGCAGCGCUAACUCAGAGGAUGAUGAGCCCCCAAGGCCAGCCAACAUGCAUGCGCCCACUUCGUCGACAUUGCAUGGGUCAAGCAUAUUGCUGGAUGCCAAUUCCACAAAGCGCAAGAGCGCUUUUCUGCCAUAUCGACCACAGUCCACUGUUCUCACGAAUCUGCAGCGCGGCAACACGGAGGCUACCUUUUGUCCCGUGGAGGUGUCGCUCUCAUUUCAUGAGCGGGCCGGUCAGGGUGAAAUCACGGAGGAGCAAGUUAAGGCUGAACUACUGCGACAGCCGCACAUUGAUUUCAAGGACUCGCACGGAUUCACACCACUUCACUGGGCCGCUUCCUAUGGCCAGUUGAUACCGGCACAAUUGCUUGUGGCGGCAGGCGCUAAUGUGAACAGCCUGGCACCGGAUAUGGUUAGUCCGCUGCUACUAGCUGCCGCCGGGGGACACAACGAAAUAGUUCGAUUCCUUUUGGAGCGCGGCGCCAGCGCCACACACAUGGACAUUGUGGGCAAUACAGCGCUCAUGUAUGCAGCUGCUGGCAAUCAUCCGCAUACCUGCAACGAGCUGCUCGCCAGGGAUCUGGACUUUAGUGCAACCAAUGAGAACGGAGAGACCGCUUACGCGCUGACUGUGGAGCACGGCUCACAUCUAGCCCAGGCGCUACUGGAGCAAUACAUGACUGCCGUACUGACAACGCCCUUGUCAACAUUUAGUACUAAUUAAUUGUAAUAUUCUAGAGAGAUUAUCGACUAGUUAAGCGCAAAUAAAAGCAAGUUUUAAUACGCUCGCAGAUAAGUAGAUAUGAAAAAAAA